AUGGUGAAGCCUGUGGCUGCAGACCUGCUGGAGCCUGGGGAGGACGGGGCCAGCGUCACGGAGCGUCGCUGCCGCGGGCGCGGCUCGGAGAAGGUGCAGGAGCGGAGCCGCUCGGGCGCGCUGCACGGCUCUCAGCCUCCAGAGCCGCUCUGCGCCGCCGCUCUCUGGGAGUACCCGCGGGCCGCCCGCCGCUGCCCGGCCGACGGCGCCGCGCUGCUGGACCCCGCCCUGGCCUUCAACCUGGGCUGCGACCCCGCUGCUGCCGCCCACCUCCGCCUGCAGAGGUACGAAAGGACCGGCGCGGCGGAUGGGAAGGGCAGCCGGUCUGUGCUUUCCGUGCCCCCUUUCGCCAAAGAGCUGCACCUAGAGAUCAUCUGCUCGCCGGCCUACUGCGCCCAGGGAGGCUACAGCCGCGUGCUCUACAGGCACUUCGAAACGCCCCGGCUGGCCCAGGAGGGAGACAUCCUGUGUGUUCCAACAUUUGGAAAUACUGAAUUUAUAGAAGCAAAUGCAGGCAAGUUCCUAAGGUGGCCAGAGCUUUAUUUCAAAGUGAAGAAGAUUUUAGGCAUGGUGGAAGGCGAGCAGUCUGAGGGUUACCUGGUGGACACCCAGAACACUUCUCUUUAUCUGGUGGGUUCAACAAACAGCGCUGUCCCAUCUGCCCCAGCCUAUAGCAGCCAUGAGUUUUGGAGCAGUUUGUCUCCUGCUGGACUUUCUGAUGUUGUGAAGCAGCUCUGUGAUGCUCUUCGUCCUCACCUAAACAGUCGGGUAAGUGCUCUGAGCAGCAGCACCAGCGUUCUCCUCUCGGGGCCAAGCGGCAGCGGGAAACUGAUGGCUGUCAGAGCUGCGUGUAGCUGCCUCAACCUCCACAUCUUCAAGGUCGAUUGCGUUAGUUUGUGCAGUGAUACCAGUGCAGCCACAGAAGAGAAAGUACAGAUGGCCUUCACCCAGGCCCAGCAGUACCAUCCGUGUGUGCUCCUGCUGAAAGACAUUGAAGUGCUUGGCAGAGACCGAGAUGGGCUGAGAGAGGAUGCCAGGGUCAUUGCUACUCUGAGGCAGCUGCUCCUGGACAGAGACCCAGCACUGAGCCAUCCUGUCCUGGUGAUUGGCACAACCUGCAAGCCCCAGGAUGUUCCUACAGACUUGCAGAGUGCUUUCCUUCAUGAGGUGAAAAUUGAAGCCCCUUCAGAAGAGCAGAGGAGGUUGAUGCUGAGCAUGCUGACUGCUAGUCUGUCUCUGGGCAAAGAAGUGAGCCUAUCCAAGCUGGCCCGCAGGACUGCCGGCUUUGUGCUGGGAGAUUUCUGUGCCUUGUUGUCCCACAGCAGCCGAGCUGCUUGUACCCGCAUCCAAGCCUUGAGUUUUCCAGGCGGACUGAGUGAAGAAGUGGAGAGAGAUUUUUGCACUGCUGGGUUCCCAGUGCUUGAGGAGGAUUUUAGUGUUGCGCUGGACCAGCUGCAUGACACCCAUUCACAGGCAGUGGGAGCCCCGAAGAUCCCCUCGGUGUCCUGGCAGGAUGUUGGUGGGCUACAAGAGGUGAAGAAGGAGAUACUGGACACUAUCCAGUUGCCCCUGGAGCACCCAGAGCUGCUGUCACUGGGUCUGUGCCGCUCUGGUCUGCUGCUGUAUGGGCCUCCAGGGACAGGGAAGACCUUGCUGGCAAAAGCUGUGGCAACAACAUGCACCAUGACAUUCCUUAGCGUGAAAGGGCCAGAGCUCAUCAACAUGUAUGUCGGGCAAAGCGAAGAGAAUGUGCGCAAUGUGUUUGCCAGAGCCAGGGCAGCUGCUCCCUGCAUUAUCUUCUUUGAUGAACUGGAUUCCCUGGCCCCUAGUCGUGGGCGAAGUGGAGAUUCAGGGGGUGUCAUGGAUAGAGUUGUCUCACAGCUCCUGGCAGAGCUUGAUGGCCUUCACUCCACCAGAGAUGUGUUUGUCAUUGGAGCCACGAACAGGCCUGACCUCCUGGACCCAGCUCUGCUCCGGCCAGGCAGGUUUGACAAGAUGGUCUAUGUGGGCAUAAACGAAGAUCGGGAGUCGCAGCUGCAGGUGCUGAGUGCCGUCACCAGAAAGUUUAAACUGGAUCCUUCUGUGAAUCUCACCACCAUCCUAGAAAAAUGCCCAGCUCAGCUGACAGGAGCAGACAUCUAUGCGCUGUGCUCAGACGCCAUGAUGUGCGCUGUCAAACACAAGGUGGAAUGGAUUGAGGAAGGGCUGGAUACUGAGAGCUCUGCUCUGAUCCUGACCAUGGAAGACUUUCUGCAGGCUGCUGCAAGGUUGCAGCCAUCAGUCUCUGAGCAGGAGCUGCUCAGGUACAGACUCAUCCAGCAGAAGUUUGCAGCCUGCUAAUGCUCAGCAAAGCUGAGACUGGAGGAGUGAUGAGAACAAGCCCAAAAAGGCACCCACGUGCUCUUCUCUGAUGCCUCCUGGGCCCCCUUCUUUCAAGCUUGGGUGGAAGUAGUGGCUGUGCAGUUUCCUGAGCCAAAGCCUGAUGGAAAUGCUGCUCUGCUCAGCCAGGAGAGUGGUGGGUUCUGUAAGGGUCCCUCACAUCUGGUGCAGCACACGGUGGCUGCUGGGAGCAUGGAUGACUUCCUCCUGGGGAGGAAGCUGAAUCCCACAGCUGUGGGCAGUUGUAGGAGUGUCUCCAUGGGUGACAGGGCAUUGGUAGAGGAGCAAGACUGAAACUGCAUCCAGUUUGUCAGCAAAGCGCAGGGCUGGAGGCAGCUGCUUGUUGGGGUGUCAGCCCCUCCCCAGUGAGGGGUGCUGGCUGGAGGGCAGCAGCACACUGCUGCUCCAGCUGGCCUGGACUUAAUGUAGUCUCUGAAUAAAAUACAGGGUUUUAGCACCUAGGUA
This is a messenger RNA of Neopelma chrysocephalum (saffron-crested tyrant-manakin), 2844 nucleotides long. RefSeq names its product peroxisomal biogenesis factor 6 (gene PEX6). Bases 1 to 2340 code for a protein of 779 amino acids. The transcript has 19 exons. Gene Ontology annotation, biological process: protein import into peroxisome matrix. Gene Ontology annotation, molecular function: ATP binding; ATP hydrolysis activity. The record is from RefSeq and is a predicted model, not a curated record. NCBI's taxonomy places the organism in Eukaryota, Metazoa, Chordata, Aves, Passeriformes, Pipridae. Gene Ontology annotation, cellular component: peroxisomal membrane; cytosol.